Messenger RNA from Botrytis sinoallii, 249 nucleotides. RefSeq lists its product as uncharacterized. The transcript is spliced from 2 exons. The record is from RefSeq and is a predicted model, not a curated record. NCBI's taxonomy places the organism in Eukaryota, Fungi, Ascomycota, Leotiomycetes, Helotiales, Sclerotiniaceae. The coding region runs from base 1 to 249 and encodes 82 amino acids.
AUGUUUGUUGCACAAGGGCUUAGGGUUAGACAAAUGUACUGUACGGCAUUGAAAUCUCAAUCUCUUCCACAAACCGACUCAGUUUGUGAGGAAAUAAAUUCAUUUUUCCUUGUGGUUGAGGAUCCUGAUGUACCUGCACCCAGUCCGGUUAUUCAUGGUAUUUACUACGAUAUUCCUCCUUCAAGAUUGAAAGUCCGCAAGGAGGAUUUCGUAGAAGUGAAGAAGGAUGAUUGUGGUGGCAGCAGCUAA